Scutellospora calospora is the source of this 643-nucleotide messenger RNA. Lineage: Eukaryota; Fungi; Glomeromycota; Glomeromycetes; Diversisporales; Gigasporaceae. The record is from the annotation of a GenBank genome assembly.
AUGAAAUACUUUCGAUUCACUUCACAUCUCUUUAUUGCGUUGGUUACAUUAUCCACCACACAAUCACAAUUCACCUUUGGUCCAGAUAUAUCACCGCAAUGUUCCUCGGCCGUUCAAACUUUUCUCAACUCAUCAGAGUUCAAUGGAUGUUUCCCAUACAAUAAGCUCAGCAAUCAAAUGAAACCUUAUACGAAUUUUACCGAUUUCAAAUCAGAUGAACGAGAAAUAAUAAAUAUUGCAGAUUCAAUCUGUAGCCUUCCAAAAUGUUCAGAUUCUUUGAUUUCAUCUUUUAAUUCAACUUUUCAAUCGAAAUGUUCAGAUGAAAUAGCUAAAAAAAAACCUGAUACUAAUAGUAUAGCUGAUUUUAUUUGGGAAUACUCACCAUUAAGAGAUUCAUUUUGCUUUAAAAAUUCUACUGGAGGCUAUUGUUUGGUUGAGACUAUUGAUAAUAUUGAAGGAAUUAAUAAUUUAGAACAAACAUAUUCGAAUUUGACUGAGCAAAUUUUGUGUACGAAAUGCAAUAAAGCGAUUUUAAAUACUUUUUUCAAUUAUGUAGUCUCGCACCCUCCUCCAACUGACAUAAGUUUUCUAAUUAGUUUUUUAAAACCUUUGAUCGAUAGCAAGUGUAAUUCAUCAUUUUUAG